GAAGAAGAGCAACUCACACUGAGCUCAGCGAGCUUCAAAUUCUGUUGCUUCAGAUUUAAAUUACUAUAUUACCCCUGGGUGAGUAUAAGAAGGCUGAUGAGCAAUAAUAGUGUUGUGGUGACAAAGCAAUGGCUUGCAUGCACUUCACAAACGCCGCGUCGUUCCGGCCAGAGCGAUUCUCCGGCGCCGGAGAUUUCAACAAGGCUAGCAAGCUAUUUCCGAGGAGGAAGUCGGUUGUGGUCUCCUGCACGGGAAGUUCGCCGGAAGCUCCUCCGAGUAAGCCGGAAAUCGAGCUCGAGUUCAUCGCGCCGAAGCCGGGGAACGACGGGUCGUACGCGGUGGAGAAGGCGACGGCGAUUAGUGGCGAGAAGCUACUGAGGAGCAUCAUGUCGGAUAACAAGAUCGAGCUUUACGCCACGUAUGGGAAGCUGAUGAAUUGUGGAGGUGGUGGAAGCUGUGGGACUUGUAUUGUAGAGAUUAUUGAUGGGAAGGAUCUUUUGAAUGAAAGAACUAAUACUGAACUCAAAUAUUUGAAAAAGAAACCUGAAUCUUGGAGACUGGCUUGCCAAACUAUUGUGGGAAAUAAAGACAAUUCUGGGAAGGUUGUUGUUCAGAGGAUUCCCCAGUGGAAAAAGUAACUGAAGGCCUUAUUACUUAAUAUAAGCUUGGAAUGCAAGAAUUCUCACACAUGUAUUGACUUAUUGGUCACUCCAAUGAGUAUUUGAAUACCAACAUAGUGGAAUAUUAGUGUCCUUGUUUAGUGUUAUAUAUCUCUAU
Argentina anserina (silverweed cinquefoil) is the source of this 777-nucleotide messenger RNA. Its product is annotated as photosynthetic NDH subunit of subcomplex B 3, chloroplastic. The transcript is spliced from 6 exons. Gene Ontology annotation, biological process: P450-containing electron transport chain. Gene Ontology annotation, cellular component: mitochondrion. The coding region runs from base 129 to 638 and encodes 169 amino acids. Gene Ontology annotation, molecular function: 2 iron, 2 sulfur cluster binding. The record is from RefSeq and is a predicted model, not a curated record. NCBI's taxonomy places the organism in Eukaryota, Viridiplantae, Streptophyta, Magnoliopsida, Rosales, Rosaceae.